Messenger RNA from Toxorhynchites rutilus septentrionalis, 1666 nucleotides. RefSeq lists its product as uncharacterized. Bases 257 to 1060 code for a protein of 267 amino acids. NCBI's taxonomy places the organism in Eukaryota, Metazoa, Arthropoda, Insecta, Diptera, Culicidae. The record is from RefSeq and is a predicted model, not a curated record. The transcript is spliced from 2 exons.
ACAACACAGGAGGUUGUGAAAUAAAAUUGAACGUUUGUUUCUGAUAUUGAAGUGUUGUACAAUAUAUUGUAUGAUAUCAAAAAAAUUAGAUAUUUAUUGUGCAACGCUCAUAAUAUUGCAUGGUCUACGGGCGACGUUGUGCAAUUGGUGUCAAUGAAUGUUAAAGUUUAUGUUUACAUUUGCAUCGUCUAGAGUGUAAAGUGAGUGUUCUCAUAAAAAACUUCACGGACUUUUUUUCGAGGACGUGUGAGUCGCGAUGGCCGUCAAAAACGCCGACAGGCAAUUUAUUCUCGAGUUUAUCGAGGUUUACCGUUCACUCCCGGCAUUAUGGGACAUCAAGUGCAAGGAUUACACAAACCGUCUAAAGAAAAUUGAACAGUAUGACGUGCUGAUAGAGAAAUACAGAGAAAAUGCUCCCGAUGCCGACAAACAAGAUGUUAUAAAAAAAAUUAAUUCUUUGCGGACCAACUUCCGGAAAGAGCUGAAGAGGAUUCGAGACGCAGAAAAAAGUGGUGCAGGUGCAGAGGAAGUUGAACCCACGCUGUGGUAUUUCGAACAAAUGAGAUUUCUUCAGAACCAGGAAACACCAACCGCUUCAAUCAGUUCGAUGAACCCGGUUCUAGAUUCUGGACACACUUAUUGUGAAGAUGCAGGGAUCGAGGUCAUUGACAAUAUAAAUUAUGGAGGAGCUUCUACAGAGAUCAAUACUCAACUUGGACCACUCAAGAAGAGAAAGAAAACAGGAAAUAUAACAGAUGAGCUGAUGGAACUGGCUUGCAAACGCCUCCAAAAAUCACCUGACGAUCACGAUACAAUAGCUGCAGCUUGGGGAGUAGAACUUAAAAAAAUGGAGCCCAUUCAGCAGAUGUUAGCGAAGAAGUUCAUCAAUGAAAUAUUAUUCGAGGGACAAAUGGGAACAUUACACCGUGACUCGGUGGUUAUCAAUAACCCCCCACGAUCGUUCACUCCAGUCAAUGUUGAAUAUAUCUCAUCACCCAGCCACCAAUACCUAGAAGUUGAUGAGCAGAACACGAAACCCCAUUUUGUUACUUUUCAAUAAAUAUAAAAAUUAUAAGAAGUCGUAUAUGUCAUAUAAGUUUUCAUAAAAUUCUUUAUUAUUAUUAUUUUUUUCAAUAAUGCAUUGUUACAUAAUAAUUGUUACAUAGAUAUGUAUAUGAAAAGGAGCUUACCUUUAUGUAUUCCUUGAGGCUGUUAAUCAGAGCCGCGCAGGUUUCUAUAACAAUGUGGCCAAUUGAUUGCGGUGAAACGGCAGCAGAAAACUUAAGAUCUUCGAAUGUAUUUCCUGUUGCGAGGUACCGUAAAGUUAUCGAUAAACGUUGACUUACAGGAAUAGCAUCUCGCAUAAUAGUAUCCUUUCUCUCAAUCUGAGGAGCAACCAAAGCCAGGAGUUCAUCAAACAUUCCAGCAUCCAUUCGGAUAAAGUUUCGAAAGUCAUUCGGCUCAGUCAUUCUGAGCUCAUUAAAUAACACUUCAUAAGUGUACUUCUCUCUGUUCAGCAACCACUGUUUGGCCCAUUUCCGAUGUUUUCGUUGCUUCUUUUUUUUUAAACUAUUGCUCACUGCGAUCAAAACACAGCUAAUAUCGGUAUCACUCAACAUAUUUCUAAUUUAACAUAAGACCUGUGUAUAGAAGGGACAAUUCCGAA